Molecule: messenger RNA, 2713 nt
Organism: Quercus robur (English oak)
Lineage: Eukaryota; Viridiplantae; Streptophyta; Magnoliopsida; Fagales; Fagaceae
Exons: 10
Coding region: 131-1030 (299 amino acids)
Source: RefSeq, a predicted model, not a curated record
GGUUAACGACGUGGAAACGAACCUGAAAUAGCGUGAGAGAGAGGUCAGUAAUAGAUUCAGUGCGUCAGUCACGGUCUUACAAAGAUUUACCAGCGGAGCUCUCAGUUUCUGAAGCUCUCAAAAAUAAAGAAUGGCGGUUCAUCAUCAUCUAAUUCAAUUUCCAAUCCUAUUUCUAAUUCCCGCCUUAUUAUUACUAUUCCCUUCUCUCUUCGCUCUCUCAGUUUCAGAAACCACAUGUUUGCCUUCACACAACGACGACAACCACAUAGCCUGCGAAUUGCACCAAAUCAAGCUCAAGAUCUCUCAAUUAGAAUCAAUUCUUGAAGAAAGCGUGCAAAAUCUAAAUCAGAAAAGCCUUUACCUCAAAGAGCGUGAGGAGAUAAUUGAGGCCAUGUCACGUAAGAUCCAAUCUCUGCAGUCUACUCUAGAUGCUAUGAAGAAUGAAUCUACACGAGCUGAUGAAAGGCUCGGUGCUUUAGAAGAAGAGGUGCGAAGUCUUUGGGCUGCAUCAAGAAAGAUCAACUUUGAUAUUUAUAAUUUAGAAUCUAAAGCACAAGAUGCAGAGAACAGAUUGGAAAAGGUUACUUCACAAGUUGAAAAGAUGUCUGACAUUGUUACAGAGCAAUGGAUUCAAAUUCAGCAGCUUGAGCAGGCACUUCAAAUUGCUGAAAUGAGGGCAUUGAGGGCUCGAAGGCAAGUAGGCUUUACAAGAUGUACAUUCUUGAAGUUCGUCAACAACCGUUUUGGAAAUCGUCCUCAAAAUUUGUUUAGCAUGCUGGAUCCUUAUGUAUUUGGCAAAAGGUCUUCCUUGAAUUCCUACGUCUCUCAAGCUCUGCAUCAGUUGAAAAGAGGAUUCAUUGUAGCUAAAAAGUAUCACCAUCAGUUGCAAGGUUUCAUCAAACAAGAAAUGGAAAGAAAUGAAUUUACUGCAGCUUAUGCCAACAGUGAAUUGGUUUUCUUUUUGGCUUCUGCUCUAAUUACUUUCCCAAUAAUGGGUGCUUGGGUGUUCCUUUUAUCACAAUUCAGCUAGUUGGACAAUGCUUUCUUUUGAAGAGGAGAAUGUGGAGGGAAAAAAAUUGUUUUAUGUUUUAGGCUUGGGUAAGUAGAACUGAAGCACUUACCAAGGCGAAAAGAAAUUUGAAACUGAUAGGAUGGGUUCAAUCUUGUGGGUUUCAGCCAGAAAAUUGUAAGAGCCAUAUUAACCAUAUGUUUUUGUAAGGAAAUUAUGUAAUAACUCUUGGUUAAGGUUAAAAAAAUAAAUAAAUAAAAAAAAGCAUUUCCCUCUGCAAGAAUCCCAAGCGUAACUGAUUUGAAUUACGUGAAACCUUUUUUUUUCCCCCAAUGAAGAGGCUUAAUUUCACAAAAUUUCUGAGAAAAUCCAAAAUAUGCAUAUCUUUGAGUUUUUUAACAAGAUCUUAUACUGUACAAAUACUCCCAUAGCAAUUUUCGGAAGGAUAUAUAAUUGUCUCCCUCAGUUCACUAUCAUUAUCAUAGAGAUCCUUCCAUUUGUGAAUUGUCACAUUGGUAGUGUCAAGUAACUCUUGCAAAUGCAGAUAUCCUUAUACAUCUCAAUAUCUGGACACAGUUUUCUUUGAUUGUUUUAUUAUCAUUUAUCAGUCAGAUCAACAAGGAUUUUGUGACUUUUACCCUUGCAUGAUUCUCUAGCACAAUAACAUAGACUAUGGAGAUUGCCUUAUUAUCUCUAAGUUCUGUGUUUGUCCUAGAGUAGAAGAAUCAACCUAUAUAGAACAUGUGUGCAACUUACUGCACACAUAAAAGAAGUGAUAUGGCAAUUAUAUGAGAUGGGAGAUGCCAGUUUUGUGGGUGGUUUUCUGGAUGAGAUUGUUGUUCAUAUUAUUGUCUGGAAAUGAACGAGAGAAAUGUGGGACAGGAUGGAUGACGUGGAGAAAGAAAAUUAUUAUGUCUUUCGAGAGAAAACAGAUCUAUCUGAAAGGAGGGGGGACACACUGACAUCCCACUUUCAACUAAAGAAAUUGUACUGAAUUCUGUCUAGCGGUUCUUUUGCUGAAUUUUAAUUUGCAACACCAAUAAUUUGAGAGAGAAAACAGAUCUAUCAGAAAGGAGGGGGGGACACAUUGACAUCCCACUUUCAACUAAAGAAAUUGUACUGAAUUCUGUCUAGCGGUUCUUUUGCUGAAUUUUAAUUUGCAACACCAAUAAUUUGAGAGUUCUUCUACAACCACACCAAUAAUUUUUAGGAAUGGCAACAAGUUGGGUUUUUUCAUAUCCAGACCUGCCCUGCGGGUCUAGACCCGUUACCCAGACCCAACUCAUUUAAUUAACGGGUUUUUAUACGGAGCCUAGACCCGCCCUGAUGGGACCCAUGGGCCUCGUUUAGCCCAACCAGAUUUGGGCCCAAAUCGUCCCAACCAAUUUUUUUUUUUUUUUUUUUGAAUUAAGCCCAAAUAUUAACUGCUAAGGCUGAUGGCUGCCAUCAAUUAAUUCAAUGAAGUUUUUCCCAUACUAAUCUAGCACCUAAACACCUCCAAUUUUUGUAUUUGAAAAUUUUCAAGUAAAUCUACAACUGAAAAAAAAAAGAAAAAGAAGAGUUUUCCCCUUGCUUCUUCAUGUUAAGCGAUAAAGAUUCAUCACUCAACAUACCAUUGACAAAAGCAUAAAAAAAGAAUAAAAAAAAAAAGAAUAUUCAAAUACAAGGCAGAUCUGCCAGGGCAGUUUCACAAAAGCAUAAAAA